CCACUGCCACACCCGCCGGUGUGCAGUGCACAUACUCCCAGACACAGAAGUUCGUGCAGGUCCACAGCGGCUGCAGAGCUGUAAUUGUGUACUUGAACGCCUCAAGGAAGUUGCGCGUGUGCACCUGCUGACUUGCUGUGUAAAACGGAAUGGGGCCAUCACACUCCAGUUCAGAGCUGCUGCUGGACGGCGCAGACGACGAGGACGGCGCAGAGCUGCUGCUGGACGGUGCAGACGACGAGGACGGCGCGGAGCUGCUGCUGGACGGCGCGGACGACGAAGACGGCGCGGAGCUGCUGCUGGACGGCGCGGACGACGAGGACGGCGCGGAGCUGCUGCUGGACGGCGCGGACGACGAAGACGGCGCAGAGCUGCUGCUGGACGGCGCGGACGACGAAGACGGCGCGGAGCUGCUGCUGGACGGCGCAGACGACGAGGACGGCGCGGAGCUGCUGCUGGACGGCGCGGACGACGAAGACGGCGCGGAGCUGCUGCUGGACGGCGCAGACGACGAAGACGGCGCAGAGCUGCUGCUGGACGGCGCGGACGACGAGGACGGCGCAGAGCUGCUGCUGGACGGCGCAGAGCUGCUGCUGGACGGCGCGGACGACGAGGAUGGCGCGGAGCUGCUGCUGGACGGCGCAGACGACGAAGACGGCGCAGAGCUGCUGCUGGACGGCGCGGACGACGAGGACGGCGCGGAGCUGCUGCUGGACGGCGCAGACGACGAGGACGGCGCAGAGCUGCUGCUGGACGGUGCAGACGACGAGGACGGCGCGGAGCUGCUGCUGGACGGCGCAGACGACGAAGACGGCGCAGAGCUGCUGCUGGACGGCGCGGACGACGAGGACGGCGCAGAGCUGCUGCUGGACGGCGCAGACGACGAAGACGACGCAGAGCUGCUGCUGGACGGCGCAGACGACGAGGACGGCGCAGAGCUGCUGCUGGACGGCGCAGACGACGAGGACGGCGCAGAGCUGCUGCUGGACGGCGCAGACGACGAGGACGGCGCAGAGCUGCUGCUGGACGGCGCAGACGACGAGGACGGCGCAGAGCUGCUGCUGGACGGCGCGGACGACGAGGACGGCGCAGAGCUGCUGCUGGACGGCGCAGACGACGAGGACGGCGCAGAGCUGCUGCUGGACGGCGCAGACGACGAGGACGGCGCAGAGCUGCUGCUGGACGGCGCGGACGACGAGGACGGCGCAGAGCUGCUGCUGGACGGCGCAGACGACGAGGACGGCGCAGAGCUGCUGCUGGACGGCGCGGACGACGAGGACGGCGCAGAGCUGCUGCUGGACGGCGCGGACGACGAGGACGGCGCAGAGCUGCUGCUGGACGGCGCAGACGACGAGGACGGCGCAGAGCUGCUGCUGGACGGCGCAGACGACGAGGACGGCGCAGAGCUGCUGCUGGACGGCGCAGACGACGAGGACGGCGCGGAGCUGCUGCUGGACGGCGCAGACGACGAAGACGACGCAGAGCUGCUGCUGGACGGCGCAGACGACGAGGACGGCGCAGAGCUGCUGCUGGACGGCGCGGACGACGAGGACGGCGCAGAGCUGCUGCUGGACAGCGCGGACGACGAGGACGGCGCAGAGCUGCUGCUGGACGGUGCAGACGACGAGGACGGCGCGGAGCUGCUGCUGGACGGCGCAGACGACGAGGACGGCGCGGAGCUGCUGCUGGACGGCGCGGACGACGAGGACGGCGCAGAGCUGCUGCUGGACGGCGCGGACGACGAGGACGGCGCGGAGCUGCUGCUGGACAGCGCAGACGACGAAGACGGCGCAGAGCUGCUGCUGGACGGCGCAGACGACGAGGGCGGCGCAGAGCUGCUGCUGGACGGUGCAGACGACGAGGACGGCGCGGAGCUGCUGCUGGACGGCGCAGACGACGAGGACGGCGCAGAGCUGCUGCUGGACGGCGCGGACGACGAAGACGGCGCGGACGACGAGGACGGGGCAGACGACGAGGACGGCGCGGAGCUGCUGCUGGACGGCGCGGACGACGAGGAUGGCGCGGAGCUGCUGCUGGACGGCGCAGACGACGAAGACGGCGCAGAGCUGCUGCUGGACGGCGCAGACGACGAGGACGGCGCGGAGCUGCUGCUGGACGGCGCGGACGACGAGGAUGGCGCGGAGCUGCUGCUGGACGGCGCAGACGACGAAGACGGCGCAGAGCUGCUGCUGGACGGCGCAGACGACGAGGACGGCGCGGAGCUGCUGCUGGACGGCGCAGACGACGAGGACGGCGCGGAGCUGCUGCUGGACGGCGCCGACGGGGCAGACGACGAGGACGGCGCAGAGCUGCUGCUGGACGGCGCAGACGACGAGGACGACGCAGAGCUGCUGCUGGACGGCGCGGACGACGAGGAUGGCGCGGAGCUGCUGCUGGACGGCGCAGACGACGAGGACGACGGAGAGCUGCUGCUGGACGGCGCAGACGACGAGGACGGCGCAGAGCUGCUGCUGGACGGCGCGGACGACGAGGACGGCGCGGAGCUGCUGCUGGACGGCGCAGACGACGAGGACGGCGCAGAGCUGCUGCUGGACGGCGCGGACGACGAGGACGGCGCAGA
This is a messenger RNA of Leishmania mexicana MHOM/GT/2001/U1103, 2581 nucleotides long. RefSeq lists its product as uncharacterized. The transcript has a single exon. The record is from RefSeq and is a predicted model, not a curated record. The annotation marks the transcript as partial. Lineage: Eukaryota; Euglenozoa; Kinetoplastea; Trypanosomatida; Trypanosomatidae.